This is a messenger RNA of Portunus trituberculatus (swimming crab), 4535 nucleotides long. Its product is annotated as xyloside xylosyltransferase 1-like. Gene Ontology annotation, molecular function: UDP-xylosyltransferase activity. The record is from RefSeq and is a predicted model, not a curated record. Lineage: Eukaryota; Metazoa; Arthropoda; Malacostraca; Decapoda; Portunidae. Bases 458 to 1621 code for a protein of 387 amino acids. The transcript has 8 exons.
ACAGAAUGGUGUUGGAUAUGACAGAGUGAUGGUGAGUGGUGGUGAAUGACAUGCAGAGUGAUGGUGAGUAUAAAGUGUAAACAACACAACACGUCAUUCAAGUUUGCACGCCUGCCACAUCACUUCAUCACCUCGUUACCGACCCGCAGCACCACCUCUUGUAAUGACAUAACCCAGUGGUGGUGGUGAUGGUGUUGUCUUGCCACUACCUCGACAACCGGAGAGGAGUGAUGGAGGUUGCUGCAUGGUGUUGUGCUGCUAUACAAACUAAGGGGAUUAAGUCAUAAGGUGGUGGUUUGAACAUGACCAUCUGUCAGUGUGGCUGAUGCUUGAAAGCAUGCAGUUAGUACUUUUGUGAAUCAUUGAAGGAGAGGCACAGGACAGUUCAGGCUGCUGCCUCUUUUCUGCCUGCCUGUCUGCCUGCUUGCCUAUCAAGCCUUCCUCACUUUUCUGGAUCAUGUUUCGCCGACUACGGAAUCUUGGACAUGCAUUUCUGCUUCUCACCUUUGCUGCUGCCAUCAUAUUCCUUUGUGGAUGGAGAGAUGCCCAACCAGCUCCCCUGCAGGGCCCAUCAUCUACUGUGGUUCAAGAAGGCCUUGUAAUGAUUCAGGAAAAGGACCUUGCAGUUAACAUGCCUCCAUUCCCUGUAUUCAAUCAGCAGCAGGAAGCUGUGCCUUUAGAUGCUAGGGAAAAUGACCUUCUAUACCGACCACCACUGGAUGUAGCAUUCAUCUUCACACAUGCACGGGACAACUGGCCACUGCAGAAUCAACUGAGGGUGGCUGCGGGGUCCCUGCUGGCACACUCAUCAGCACCGCUCCGCCUUCACCUCAUCACAGAUGAGGACGGCUUCCACACGGCCACCAAGAUCAUCAACGAGGUACAAGCCACCAACCAGCUUGAUUCCAGACACAUCAAGCUUCUUGUUCCUCUCUGCCAGCUGGUGUAUGUGUCGGCUGAUGAUUUCAUCCCAGAGAUUGAGUCAUCAGUCACAGUCCUGCAAGAGUUUUUCACACGUCGAGCCAAUUCCUACUAUCGUGAUGCUCUCUUCUUCUUCUCCCUCCACCUUCAUCAACUUCUGCCUGGCUUGGAGCGUGUCAUUCUGAUGGACAUUGACAUCAAGGUGAAGGGUGAUGUAGCAGAGCUUCACUCCCACUUUGAGAGAUUCACACCAAGCAACGUGAUGGGCAUGACACAAGAGCAGUCUCCAGUGUACCGCCACCUGCUCUCAGUGUACCGCCGUACUCACCCCAACACCACCCUUGGCAGUCCCCCAUCUGAGGGUGGCUUUACCGGCUUCAACAGUGGUGUGGUGCUCAUUGACAUCAAUAAGCUGAGGGAAUCACAAAUAAUAAAGAGCUAUCAGAAGAGACCCAAGCUGGUGGAACGAACACAGCACUACAGUUUCCAGGGCCACUUGGGAGACCAGGAUCUCUACACUCUGAUUGCCCUUGACCACCCGGAACUCUUCUACUCCCUCCCCUGUGGCUGGAACCGGCAGUUGUGUGACUGGUGGCGGGGACACGGCUACCAGGCUGUGUUCGACUUGUACUUCAACUGUCCAGAAGAGCUCAAGAUAAUCCACGGCAACUGCAAGACCCCAAUUCCUGACAAUUUGUGAGGUCAGGUGGUGGUGGUGAUGGUGGUGGUAGGGCUGGGAUACGUAUGGAAGUUGGGAUAACUCCUCCACAGGUAUGACGUGUGGUGUUUGGGUAGUAGGAUUACUUACAGGAGUUUAUUAUUGCAGGACACAGGAAAGGGUUGUGUGGAUUCCAUAAUCAUGAAUGUGGGAUCAGCCUUAGGGAUGUGAUGUAAGAUUGCUGUACAGGCUUCAUCAUCAUCAUCAUCAUAAUUUUUGUCAUUGUCUUCAUUACCAUCAUCAUAUUAUCAUCAUCUUAAUUUUAAAAGGCUCAUUGUGCCUGGCCUGUCCACUCACUGAUGGCUCUUCAGUUUUAUGAUCUCCAGCAGCCUCUCUGCACAAGAAUGGCCCUGAAGUGCUUAUGAACCUUGUCAUCCAAAAUUUUGGGAGGUCUACCUUUAAGAAAUACUAUUUAUAUUUAUGUCUAAUUACUUUCUUGUGCUUGCUCUUCUUUAUUCUCUCAACAUGCCCUGACCAUUCCACUUUAGUUCAUAUCUAUCCUCAAUAUAGCAUUUGUGAUCUGUGGUCUGUUUUGUAGUGGUGCACCAUGCAUGAAACCUGUGAGUAUCGUUCCUCACUGACCAUAUUUCACUACCAAAGACAUUAUAUUCUGAGUACAGUCCUCACACUGAUUGAAGAGAGAGUCCCUGUAAGGGAUGUGAUUUGCAGAACUUCUUGCAUGCCUCUACACAAACACGUGCAUCACCUAUACACGGAUCAGAUAUCCCAAGUGAAAAUAUUUCUAUACAAUGAAUGACUUUUAACUCGGGGCAAUCCGUUAGAGUUUGUCUAUCUCUUCCACCUGCAUUUUACUACACAGUUUUUGUUUCACUUGUGUCUUGUGCACCCACAUCUCGUUUACAUUUCUUGCAGACUAACCAUAGCCAUUACAAUGCAGUAACAAUGUCACUACCUUCAUGUAAGAUCUUCAUUUAUAUUUAAUUUUUUAUGCACCACUAAAAUGUGCAUUGCCAAUUAUCAUCUUUUCCUUGUUAUACCUCAAACACUUCUCUUACAUACAAGAUCACAUUUUCAUUUUUCAUUUUGUAAUCAUAAUGAAAACAUGAUUUCUUCCUUCUUUAUCAUCAGCUUACUUUCUGAGACUCGGUCUUUGCAGUGAGAAUUUAAAAGUAUCUUCUACCUCAGUCUUGUAUGCUCUGAGUUGAAAUGUAUUUUCUAGCUCUGUACAUUAGCUUCCAAAUAUUCUGUUGUGCUUCCAUAUAGAUAUUUUGUCUCACGUCCGAUCCCAUCUUCUAUCCCUUUUUCUCUAAUCAUAGCAUCAAAUUAAUUACUCCAAUACUAAGUCAUUGUCUGUAUCAUUACAUGUCAUUUAAAUACAUAUAAUAUUUCACACAUAGUAGUACUGCCUUAUUCACAGUCUGACCAGUGACAAAAGUGAUGAGUCAGGCUGCCCUCCCUGACAGCUAGGUAAUUAAGGUAACUCAUUCUUUCCAUGAAUAAUGCUCUAUAGCAGUCUCUGGCACCCCUCCCCUCCCUGCUCUCUCUCUCUCUCUCUCUCUCUCUCUCUCUCUCUCUCUCUCUCUCUCUCUCUCUCUCUCUCUCUCUCUCUCUCUCUCUCUCUCUCUCUCUCUCUCUCUCUCUCUCUCUCUCUCUCUCUCUCUCUCUCUCUCUCUCUCUCUCUCUCUCUCUCUCUCUGUGUGUGUGUGCUCUUAAGUAGCAUGGCUCCAGCAUACACAUGGCUAUUAAAUUCAUACUUAGAAAUUAAAGUUCCUCUUUUCUCAAAACUUUCAACCCUUCAUGUGAUAAUCUCAAAAGCAGGUCUUUUGACUCGUGUAAGGUUGUGGAAGAACAAAUAUUCUCAUGCCAGUGUUAUCUUGCUCUCAUCUAUGUAGAGCCAUCAAGAAAAUCAUGAUUGUCAUUCAUCUUCAUCACAUUUACAACUUCAUUUACCCAUUUCACAGCCACCAAUACCCCAACACCAUCCAGAUCCUUAUCAUUGCCAGACAACAUUUUGCCCCACAAUAUCACAAGGGACCAAAUAUAUCAUAUUGAGUAAAAGUUAGUAGGAAAGUAUUAAUAGUGGAAGAGGGACAUCAGAGGAAUGAUAUUUUUCUUGUUAGGAAGAAGCCAUUGGCAGCUGAGUGAUCCUAGUAUAUGAUUUUGUCCUACCACUCUAUGCUUCAUAUAUGUAUAUAUAUAUAUAUAUAUAUAUAUAUAUAUAUAUAUAUAUAUAUAUAUAUAUAUAUAUAUAUAUAUAUAUAUAUAUAUAUAUAUAUAUAUAUAUAUAUAUAUUUAUAUAGCAUAAGGAAUAUUCUUACUCAAGACAGCAUCAAAAUAGAGUUCAGCUUCUACUCAAUUUCUUUCUCAGUUUUACUUUAAUCAUCUAGUUAUAUAUGGUAGAAAUGCAAGCAGGAGUCUCAUAGAUGCUUCUUUAUGUAGAAGUCAGUCUGUUUUGUUUUCAUAACACUGGAAGAGAUAGGUGUGCUUUUAUUGAUAUUGAAACAGAGGGUUGUGGUGGUAGUGGUGGUGAUGCUCAAGCACUAGAGGGCAAAGUCAUGGGGAAGAGAGGGGUGAGUCAGACAGUAACAGAGUGUGGUGGUAUUCAAGAGCUGGAGAUGGCACUUGAAACUUGUCAUUCUCUCAUUUUUUCUGACAAAGCAUAGUUUUGCUACAUUGGUAGUUUUAAUCUUUCUUGAAUGUGGUAACUAUUUUCCUAGCUUGUAAAGGUUAGGAGUGGCAGUAGGAAUGUGAUAUCAAAAGAACCAAAAAGGGUAAUGUGUAUUAAAGUGUUUAAGGAAAAUAAGGUGGUAAAUCCAUCUCCAGCAUGAAUAUAUGAUGUGAUGUUUGGAUUUAAGCUGAGGGGAGUGAAGAGAGAAAGAACUUAACCAAGGUAACAAAUUCUCUCUCUCUCUCUCUCUCUCUCUCUCUCUCUCUC